Molecule: messenger RNA, 2936 nt
Organism: Tribolium castaneum (red flour beetle)
Lineage: Eukaryota; Metazoa; Arthropoda; Insecta; Coleoptera; Tenebrionidae
Product: phosphatidylinositol-binding clathrin assembly protein LAP-like
Exons: 1
Coding region: 315-2087 (590 amino acids)
Biological process (GO): clathrin coat assembly; synaptic vesicle budding from presynaptic endocytic zone membrane; clathrin-dependent endocytosis
Cellular component (GO): synaptic vesicle; clathrin-coated vesicle; extrinsic component of presynaptic endocytic zone membrane
Molecular function (GO): SNARE binding; 1-phosphatidylinositol binding; clathrin heavy chain binding
Source: RefSeq, a predicted model, not a curated record
CGGUAAGUUUUUUGUCUGAUCGUUUUUAUCGUAUAAAUAGGGGUGCUGGCCACGAAACUUACAGGUAAGUGUGUAAAUAAAAGAGGGAGUUGGUUUUUGGUAAAUUUUUUGUGUAUUUUUGCCGAAUUGCGUAAUUUUGUGGAGUGACAUGGGUUUGGUUCGUGGCCGCUAGGUGUCGAGUCUCCAUUUUGUGUCAACAUUUUAUUGAUUCGCCGGUGAGAUUUUGCCGAUCGACCCGUCGUGUGAACGAGUAGAGUUGAAAAUUUGGUCGUAAAAUCAUUAAAAACAGUGUGUGUACUUUGUGUUAAAAUAUUAUGGCGGGUCAAACAAUAAACGAUCGUUUAUUGGCGGCGAAACACAGUCUAGCAGGCCAGGGACUGGCAAAGUCGGUAUGUAAAGCAACCACCGAAGAACUCCUAGGCCCUAAGAAGAAACAUUUAGAUUAUUUAGUCCAUUGCACUAACGAGCCUAACGUUUCGAUCCCGCAAAUGGCGAAUUUGCUGAUAGAAAGGUCGCAAAAUACCAGCUGGGUGGUCGUUUACAAAGCGUUGAUAACGACUCAUCAUUUGAUGUGUUACGGAAAUGAGAGAUUCACUCAGUAUUUGGCUUCGAGUAACGUGUCUUUUCAAUUGUCGAAUUUCGUCGAUAAGACGGGGGUUCAGAGUGCCGUGGGGGCGCGCACCGGCUACGACAUGUCCCCCUUCAUACGGCGCUACGCUCGGUAUCUGAACGAGAAGGCUCUCUCGUAUCGAGCGGUAGCUUUCGAUUUUUGCAAAGUCAAAAGAGGCAAAGAAGAAGGCACUCUACGAACAAUGAAUUCGGAGAAUCUCCUCAAAACCCUGCCGAUACUCCAGAAUCAAUUGGAUGCUCUCUUAGAAUUCGACUGUACAGCAAAUGAUCUCACCAACGGAGUCAUUAACAUGUGUUUCAUGCUCCUGUUCCGCGAUCUCAUAAGAUUAUUCGCGUGCUAUAACGACGGCAUCAUCAAUCUCCUAGAAAAAUACUUCGAAAUGAACAAAAAACAAUGCCGUGAAGCGCUAGAUCUCUACAAGAAGUUCCUUAUCCGCAUGGACCGAGUCGCCGAGUUCCUCAAAGUCGCCGAGAAUAUUGGCAUCGACAAAGGGGACAUUCCCGACCUCACCCGGGCCCCAAACAGCCUCCUCGACGCACUAGAGCAACACUUAGCCUCCCUUGAAGGCAACACUCCAACGGCCGCCGCCAACCAAAAGAAUCUCAAGUCGGGGGUUUCAGUCCUUUCGAACACUAGCAACGCCUUCGGCUCUGCAGUCGAUGAUUCCUUCCAACAAGCGGCGCUUGCCGAAGAAGAGGCCGUUUUGAACCGAUACAAAGCCAACGUCGGCUCGCCCACAGCUGCGAGCACCAACCCCUUCCUCAGCGAAGAACCGGCGAUUAAAACCGAACCGAUCUUGGACCUUUUCGGGUCCGAAACAACCCCAGCACCUCCACCUUCGACCCAACCAACCAACGCACUUGACGAUCUCCUGUCCCUCGGGAAUCCCUUCGCUGAUUUCUCAGCACCGAGCUCGACCGCCACCGAUGCAAAUCUCUUCGCUGCACCACCGGCAGCCACCACCGCCGCCCCCAACAUGUGGGCUAACGGGUUUCCAGCCAACGCCCAAUUCCAACCACCCCCAACUCAGACAACUUUUGCAUCGAAUAAUUUGAGUGGGCUUUUCAACACCAAUGAACCGUCGGUUUUCGAUCCUGAAGCUUCGAAACAACCGCCGGUUGUUGCACAACCGCAGAGACCGGCUCAACCCUCGAAACUACUAACGGGUGAUCUCGAAACUAGUCUCACUUCAUUGGUGGAAAACUUGACUAUGGAUACGGGAAAUCGGUCGAAUCAGUGGAAUUCGCCCAAGAAUCAACCCAAACAGCAACCUAUGGCGGCCACAGCGGCGCCGAUGUAUAGACCGAUGGCUCAGCCUAUGAUGGGGCAGCCGAUGAUGAUGAUGGGACAGCCGAUGCAGUAUCCAAUGGGCGGUGUACAGGUGCAAGGUAGUCCAAAAAUGGGCGCACAGCCGCCCAAACAGGAAGUCAGUUUCGAUCCAUUCGGUGAUCUGUAGUGCUUUAACUCGAUUUUUGUAUAUACAAUGUUGGGUCCGCGAUUAGGUUUUUUCUGUAUAUAUUUGUUUUGUUUUUAUUGUAGGUCAUAUUUAAAGUGCAAUGUCAUAGUACUCAAAACAAUUUUUAUUACUCGAAAUGAUAUAUCGGGUAAUGUAGGGUUAAAGCACUCAUUGUCUACGGUUGGCUUUAAUUUUUAUUUAAUUCGUUUGUUUUAAUCAAACUUGUACAUUCCUCAGAUGAAGAUUGUAAUAUUUAUUCGAAACGAACACAAGUAGGUGCUGGUUGUGUAAAGUGGACCAAUUGGAUCACUUGAUACGAGUGGCAUUUCCUUGAAAUAUUAUUUUUCUACUUAUUAGAGCUAGUCCAUUGUCUGUGCAUAUAUUUUUUAGUUUAAUUUUCGUGAUAUUUCGAGUUGUUCCUGCUUUAUUUAUUAUUAUUUUUAAGUUUAUGUACAUAAAAAUGGCUCUACUGCAGUUAUAUAAAUUGUAUAAUUUCUAUAAGUGUUAUUGUUACAAAUGAACAAAAAAGACUUAUUGUGAUUAGUUUUUGCAAAGAAAACAUAACUUUAGUGAUAUUCUUCCAUAAUGGCAAUUCAUUAAUUUCACUCAUAACACUAGAAAUAACCAAUUUGGAUGUCGAUUGUUCAGUGGCAUCGGGCCGUGUCGACCGAUUAUUUUCGAUGCGAGGUAUCAAAUACCAAAUAUCAGUAGCCAUCAUUUAGGUUUAGACAUUUAGUUUUUAUUUAUUCAUUAGCAAAAGGAAACCAUCUGUAUUAUAAUUGUAAUCAAUUGUGACAAUAUAAAGAGAGACAAGAAGCUGUUGGAUUGAAUAAAUUAUGCUUAUGUGUU